UAUUACAAAGCACAUGCAAUAUAAUGAUAUUACUACACUUGAUAGUGUACUUCCAUAUACAAAUUACAAGUUAGAAGUAAAUAUAUUUGGUAAUAAAAUGGAUAUAAUUAAUGAUUAUAACAAAUCUUGGUCAACUGUCUGGAUGACAUUAUCAGGUGUACCAAAUCAAAUUCCAUUUGCGGAAGUAUAUAGCUUAUCAGAAACAAGUUUGUCACUGAGGCGGAGUCCACCUUAUCCACCAACUGGAAUUCUGGAUUCAUUUGUAAUAAAAUAUUAUUACACUUCAGAAGAACAUAGCGCGCCCCAAACUUAUAUUAAUUAUUUGAGUCCAUGUAAAAUAUGGACAAAUAUGUAUUGCACUACAUUAACUAAUCUUAUACCCAACAAAAAUUACAUAAUAUCAAUUGCUGGGCAAAAUCAGGGUAUAUCAGAAUAUGGAUUAGAAACAAUUUUAAACGAAACCACAUUGAUUGGAGUCCCGCAACCUCCAGUAAAUUUGGUUGCAAAUUGGAAUGAGUCUCGAUUUCUGGAGUUGCAAUGGCAACAUCCCAAUAAAACAAAUGGACCACUUUUAAAAUUUGAAAUCAUUGUGAAUGGACAUCAAUAUUAUCACGAAGUACCAGAAAAUAAGACAUAUACUAUUAAAACGCCAUUUAAGUGUACAUUUGAAACUCGUCAGACAACUGUUUCUAUACAAACAAUUAACUCAAAAUUUACUUCUGCUUUGCUUACUCAACAAUAUGUUUGUCCAAUUUUAAAACCAUCUCUCACUGAGCCCUUUCUAAGACAAAAUGACAACAAUUCCAUAACUAUUUCAAUGUCGAAUAUUCAAAAUGAUGAAGCAAUUAGCAAUUUGUACAUAAUUUUCCUUGCUGCAAAUAAAUUGGACGAUACCAGCGAUUGCAGAGAAAAAUUAGGGGAAAAUCAUAAGUCACUUGUUCCAAUUAAAGAGAAACAGAGAUGUUGGAUUGUUGGGCACUACCAGAAAAGUGAAUACAAAGACAUUGUCGGAACAGACGUAAAUAUAAACCUAUCUCAAAUACCAGGAUUUAACUGUACUGGAGAGCUUUGUGAAAUAGGCAUAUUGAUUGUCAAUGAGUUAGAUGACCAAAUAUCAUCUAAUUGGUAUCUGGUAAAACAAAGCAAAUUGGAACAUACCGAGUUUUCAAUCAUGUUCCAAUUUUUCUUUCUUUUAACAACAAUAAUAAUAAAUAUUAUUCUUAUACUCGUGUACUGGAGGAAUAUUCGUCCUAGAGAAGACACUAACACACCCUAUCUUCGACAUUCCAAUACACCAGAUGACCAACUACUUGCAAUGGAAGAAUUCAAUUCUAGUGAAGAUAAAAAUGAGAAAUGUUCCAGACUGGUAGCUGUACAUGAAUUUCACGAAUAUGUAAAAAGCGUGGCAAAUGGGUACGAGUUGACCACGGAGUUUAAUGAAAUCGUUGCAUUAACCCAGAAAAUCGAUAAAUUGCGUCAUGUAUAUUCAGCAGUAGAGUGUUUUGAUGCUACUUACAUAGCUAGUCCUUUUUAUGACAAGGCGUAUAUUUUCUGUUCAGCUCCCUACGGUUUCUGUCACACCUGUUUUGGAGAUGAUCAUAGAAGAAAUAGAAAACAUUGUGCUUUUUGCGAGAGCACAGACGAUAUAAAAAUGAAAAGCUUUCAAUAUUGGCUGAUCAUCGCUCAAUUGAAUCAAUUCUCCUCUCAAAUAUCAAAGUAA
Molecule: messenger RNA, 1720 nt
Organism: Dalotia coriaria
Lineage: Eukaryota; Metazoa; Arthropoda; Insecta; Coleoptera; Staphylinidae
Exons: 6
Coding region: 14-1720 (568 amino acids)
Molecular function (GO): protein binding
Source: RefSeq, a predicted model, not a curated record